Molecule: messenger RNA, 4189 nt
Organism: Rhododendron vialii
Lineage: Eukaryota; Viridiplantae; Streptophyta; Magnoliopsida; Ericales; Ericaceae
Product: vacuolar protein-sorting-associated protein 33 homolog
Exons: 23
Coding region: 1681-3468 (595 amino acids)
Biological process (GO): intracellular protein transport; vesicle-mediated transport
Cellular component (GO): CORVET complex; vacuole
Source: RefSeq, a predicted model, not a curated record
UAGUUGUGGGUUGAGCUUUAAAGCCCAGAUAACGAGUGAGUUUUCGGACCGAUAUAUACUACGAGGUAUCCACUCGGCACAACUCGGCACAUUUGAGCAGUCCGAUACACUUUUGCAUGGCUCGGAUUAAAACUCUCUCUUUCCUCUCAUCCUACAAUUUCUUCCUCCAAAUCUGAGCCGUUUAAAUAUGCAAUGGACGGCUCGGAUGCGCGAGCAGGCACCAUGUGGUACCCGCUCGGCACUGAAAAUUUUCCCCCAAAUAACCAAGCACCAGUGCCCAUGGCUAGUGGUAGUUCUUGUCAGUUUGCGCUCAUCUCGAUUAAUUCAUUCUGGGUACCUAAAAGUAACAAACCGGCAUAACCUCCGGUGGAUUAAUUUUUCAAUAGUGCGGAAGUACCGCCACAUGGUGCUCGGUACCACUUUACAAUCACACAUUCAUAUGAGGUUCAUGUACUUAAUGGUAAACCCCACAUUGUGUGAUUGCAAAGUGGUAUGAAGUACUCCUACCACGUAACGGUACUUCGAAACUAAUGUAUAAUUUCACCUUUCAGCGGCCCUAAUAUUUGAAGUGUUUGGCCUCCUUGUGACACGCGAAUUAUUUUAUUGUUUUCUCAUAAUCAUAACCACUUAGCUAAACUUUUGAGGUUAAUGUCACUCCUUAAAAUCACGCCAUCGGAUAACAAAUCCGGGAAUUGAUAAUCAAAAGUCAAAAAAUAGAAAAAUACAUGCUCCAUGUAUAUUUUUUGGGUAAAAAAUUGAGAAGAAUAAUCCAGCGGUACUUUCAUAACAGAGUUCAUUACAAAAAUUGUGGAUAAAUCAAACAAAAAUUAUGGACAAAAUCAAACUAAUUAAAUAACUAUUGUAAACAAGAAUAACACAAUGCAGUCGAUAUACAUUUUCACUUAGUCGAUACUCCCUCCGUCCCCAUUCUUUAGUCCCUUUUGGAAGUCUGUGUCAUUUUUCAAUUGAUUAUAUAUUGCAAUCUAUAAUUUUUUUAGGCGAUUUUAAAAAUAUUUUAAUUUUUUUUGGUGAUUUUGAAAAUAUCUUUUAAAAGAAUUUAUUGAAAUUUAUCAAAUACAGUAAGAUUCAUAUUACAUAUAAAUAGUACUACUAAUUAAAAAUUAUAAUUAGUUUUUAUAAAUAGUAUUACCAAUUAAAAAUUAUAAUUAAUUUUUUAUCCGAUUAAAAUAGGUCAAAAGACAAAAAGAAUAGAAACAAAAGAAAAAAAUAGAGACAAAAGGGAGUAUUUUUCAUCCCGAUUCAGACGUUGAGCCUCAAGCAAAAAAUGGCUUGAUAUGUAUUUUGCUCAUCACAAGGUUAUGGCAUGGUAUAAUGAAGAAAUAAAGGACUCGUUUACAUCGACAAGUCACUGGAUUUGGGAACGUCUCGAGCGGAAUUGUUUUCACUUUCGAGAGCUUUUCACCUCCUCAUCUACAUCUAUUCUCGUUUGCGGAUCAAAAAAAAAAAGAUCUACUAUUCUCGUUUAAGAGCAUCUCCGACUCCCAACCAUCGACCACCCGCGGAUAAAAAAAAACCCAUCGACCGCCCCUUUCCUUUCUUCCUGACUCCCUUCUCCAUCUCUCUCUCUCUCUCUCUCAAAUUCUAAAGAAGCUCGAAGAAACUAGCAAGUCGAAACCUCGAACCAAAGCUUUGAUCUAGAACAGGAGAGAGAGAAAUAGAAUGGCUCAAAUUCCUAAUCUGGACAACGCCCCUAUCAAUCUCACAUCCAUAAGAGAUCAAUCUCAGAAGGAGCUCAUCACUAUCCUGAAAAAUAUUCGAGGAAAGAAGUGUUUAGUCAUCGAUCCUAAGCUUGGAGGCGCUCUCUCUUUGAUUGUUCAGACCUCACUCCUCAAGGAACACGGGGUAGAAUUGAGGCAUCUUACUUCAGAACCAAUUCAAACUGAAUGCACCAAAGUGGUUUACCUUGUUCGAGCUCAGAUUGAUUUGAUGAAGUUUAUCUGCUCUCAUGUUCAUGCUGAUGUUUCAAAAGGACUUCAAAGAGAGUAUUUUGUUUACUUCGUUCCUCGGCGUGCAGUUGCAUGCGAGAAGAUACUCGAGGAGGAAAAAAUUCAUCAUUUGAUGACUAUUGGGGAGUACCCCUUAUACAUAGUUCCUUUGGACGAGGAUGUAUUAUCUUUUGAACUUGACCUCGGCUUUAAAGAAUGUUCAGUUGAUGGGGAUAUGAGCUCUCUUUGGCAUAUAGCAAAAGCAAUUCACAAGCUUGAGUUUUCUUUUGGACUGAUACCAAAUGUGAGGGCCAAAGGCAAGGCAUCAGUUCGUGUUGCUGACAUUCUGAAUCGGAUGCAAGCUGAAGAGCCUGUUAACUCCUCUGAUAUGGGUGUGCCAGAGAUUAAUACUCUCAUCCUUCUGGACAGAGAGGUUGACAUGGUUACUCCUAUGUGUUCCCAGUUGACAUAUGAGGGGCUAUUGGAUGAGUUUCUACGUGUCAAUAAUGGUGCUGUGGAGCUAGAUUCAUCUGUCAUGGGUGCCCAACAAGAGGGGAAAAAGAUCAAGGUGCCACUUAAUUCGAGUGACAAACUUUUCAAAGAGAUUAGGGAUCUCAACUUUGAAGUUGUUGUCCAGGUUCUACGUCAAAAAGCAACAUCCAUGAAGCAAGACUACACGGAGAUGACAACUACGACCCAGUCAGUGUCUGAACUAAAGGAUUUUGUCAAAAAGCUGAACUCAUUGCCAGAAAUGACUAGGCAUAUAAACCUUGCUCAGCAUUUGUCAACAUUUACGUCAAAACCAUCAUUUCUUGGUCGGCUAGACAUGGAACAUACAAUUGUGGAGGCUCAGAGCUAUGACAUAUGCUUUGAUUACAUUGAAGAAAUGAUCCACAAACAAGAACCUCUUGUCAGUGUCCUACGGCUCCUCAUCUUAUUUUCUGUUACUAAUGCAGGGUUACCAAAGAAGAAUUUUGACUACUUGAGGCGGGAGCUGCUUCAUUCCUAUGGUUUUGAGCACAUGGCUACUCUGAAUAGUCUAGAAAAAGCAGGAUUACUUAGAAAACAGGAGUCAAAAAGUAACUGGCUGACAGUCAAACGUGCUCUGCAACUUGUGGUUGAUGAUACGGACACAGCCAACCCGAAUGAUAUUUCCUACGUUUUUUCUGGAUAUGCACCUCUCAGCAUUCGCCUUGUUCAGCAAGCAGUUCGAUCCGGAUGGCGUCCUGUUGAAGAAAUACUGAAGUUGUUGCCCGGACCACAUUCAGAAGCAAAGCGAAGUGGAUUUGCAAGCAGUCCAUCUCUUGACACACUUCCCGGGACUCCUAGUUUGGACAAAGUUGGUGAUGGGAGGCGCUCUCUAGUGCUAGUUGUUUUCAUUGGAGGGGUAACUUUCGCAGAGAUUUCUGCACUUCGUUUUCUCAGCGCUCAGGAAGGGAUGGCAUAUGAAUUGAUUGUUGGCACAACAAAAAUCAUCAGCGGCCACACCUUAACUGAAACACUCAUUGAAAACUUGGGAUGACUUGAGUUGUAAUCAUCUGGCUUCUUUUAGUGACAAAUUGUGCAACUUGUCACUAAUCUGGUCCGUUUUGAAGAUUUGACAAGUGAGAUUUUCUGAUUUUCCCCACGAGGUUUUUUUUCCAUCAAUUUUUUAUAUUGGUGUUAUACGUAAGCGAAUCCUUGCUCUUUGUUCUUUGGAAAGGUAUUUGUACAUGUGUAGAUACUUGGCUUUUUAGUGCUGCAUAAUUUGUGAAGUCCGCGGACUAAAUUCCUGCUUCCAUUUUAAGUGCCUUAUUCUCAGGCUUGGUUGAUUUGUAAUGCUGCAAAAUGAGAACUUGGGGAUGGUUUUUGGUACACUUGUUCAACUCGACGAGCUAUACAAAGUGAACGUUUCCAAUCAUCGGAGCAAGACCGGAGCGGACGCGAUUUCCAUGCACAGUACCAUCCCCCUGUCUGCAAAAUGACCAGAUCCGCAGUGUAGUCCUGUCCAGUUUCAACUUCCAAGUAAUAGCCGAGGUAGUUGAAACGUGUAAGACACAGCUUGUUUUUCGUCCUGAAGAUGAGAAAUGUUGUGACCUUUCUCUUUUGUUUGGGCUGCCACACCUUCCCUGUUCUGGCGAUUAGUUGUAUCUGAAAACUCUAAUUUGGAAUUACGAUUUUGGAAAGCAAGUUGCAUCGGUCACCUGCAACUUCAUGUGGUGCAUAAGUUUUCUGAGUCUAUGGUUAACAUUCCAUUUUAGGCA